UUAAAAAAUAAAAAUAAAAAUGAAAAGGUGUAAAUAUUCUAUUUGCACCAUAUUUACACUUUUUCGUCGUUUUUUUUUAAGGUGUAAAUAUGGUGAAGAUAGCAAUAGGUAAGAGAAAACACAAAUAGAUCGAUAAGUUUGUUUGUAACCUUAAGGACUACGUAUAGCAGUAUUUUUAUUUAAUUUGGAAAAAAGACAUAUACUUACCUUGUAUGAUUAAUCACAUUAAUGCAGAUGGAAAACAAAACUCUAACAAAGCCAGAUCAAAAGAAUAAUAAGGUGGCAACUUCAAUGAAAAACAAGUUAGGAUCCUUGCCUUUUGUUAUCUCUGAUAACUGUUGCAUUUAUAAGGUGUCCGAUACUGUUGCAUUUAUAAGGUUCCCGCCUUUAUCUUGGAGGGAAACAAAGCAUUUUAUCGGCCUUCGGUCAUGUCAAUUGGUCCAAUCUACUAUAAAGAUAAGAAUUUAGAAACCAUGCAAGAGGUUAAGUGGAUUUACUUGAAUUACUUUCUUAACAAUCCCAACAAUGCUUGUCCAAGCUUGGAGCAUUAUAUCAAUUUUGUAAGUGAAAAGGAAGGAGAAAUCCGCGGCUCAUAUCAGCAACAAAUCCGUAUCCCUAACCAUGAGUUUAUCGAAAUGGUUGUGCUCGAUGCUGUCUUCUUGGUUUAUCAUUUCAUGUGCAGAAGUGGUAUGUUUCCUAACCCUUGUAUAGAGAAAAAGCUACAAGGACUAAUGCCGUACUUAAGCAAAGAUUUAUUUCUACUAGAGAAUCAACUCCCUUUUUUUGUUGUUAAGGGCAUAUUUUACAAGGCAUUUGGUGAUGUUUAUGGAGCUAAUACCAUAAUUAUUGUCACCCUUGCAAACAUAUGCAUGACUAGAAUUCCCGGAGUUAAGGCUAUCAAGAGUAUACUUGAUGGUAAGAAAAUUGUCAGUGAGUCGAACAUUAAACAUCUAUUAGAUCUCCAGAGGAUGUCUUGUUGUCUUUCUUUGAGCACACCAUUGCGUAACGAGUCCAAAAUAGAUCAAACAGUUAAUUCAAAGUUAUACAUAGUUUAUAUACACAAGGCUAUGUCGUCGUGCAUCCGUUCAUCGUUGCUACUGCUAUGUAACAAUCGGCUGUGCCAACGCUAUGUCAAGAAGACGAGGGAAGUUGUUGAUGGUCGAAAUUGCCAUCUUGCUUACACUGCUAAGCAACUAAAAGACGCCGGAGUUAUAUUUGUGGCGGGUGAAAGUGAAAAUCCAUUGGAUAUAACAUUUAGAAAAGGGAAGUUAGAGAUUGCGAAAUUGGAAAUAAAUGAUCAUACUGAAGCUUAUUUUCGGAGCAUGAUAUAUUAUGAGCAAUGUCAUUAUUCCGAGGAUUCUUACUUCAUCGAUUAUAUAUUCUUCCUUGAUGAACUGAUAGACACCGUGGAAGACGUGCAAGUACUGGUCAAAAACAAAAUUUUCAGUAAUUAUCUAGGAAGUGAUGAAGAUGUUAUAAAACUCUUCAACAAUAUUGGCAAACACUUAAAUCUGUCAUGCGAUUAUUAUUACUCUGGUGUGUGCAGUGCUGUGAACGGUUAUGCUUCAACCCGCUGGCAUCGAUGGAUGGCUAUAUUGAGGAGAAAUUACUUGAAUCAUCCGUGGGUAAUUUUAUCUGUGAUCGCUGCAUUCAUACUUUUUGUUCUUACUCUAUUACAAACUAUUGCAAGUUACACUGACUAGAUAAAUAGCUAGUUCUAUCUUUCGUGCUGAAACGCAUAUUUAGCUUUAGUAUUGUCUUAAAUCGGUAAGUAAGAUAUCAACACUAUCAAUAAGAGACUCUGAUUAUAUUCAUAGUACGUACUAUGUAUUAGAAUUAAUUUUUUCCUACUUAUUUCAAUAUUUCAA
Messenger RNA from Chenopodium quinoa (quinoa), 1868 nucleotides. RefSeq names its product UPF0481 protein At3g47200-like. The transcript has a single exon. Bases 429 to 1703 code for a protein of 424 amino acids. NCBI's taxonomy places the organism in Eukaryota, Viridiplantae, Streptophyta, Magnoliopsida, Caryophyllales, Amaranthaceae. The record is from RefSeq and is a predicted model, not a curated record.